AUGCAUCGACUCUCGUUCUACCUAAUUUCGGCAGCUGUCAAAGCCACGUUGGGAGGCAGCUUGAAACAUGAUGUUCGCCAGCGUGCUGCAUCAGCUCAAUACUGUGCAUCUGAGAAUAUUUGCUACUCCGAAUACACAACACCAUCAGCCGAUAUCAUUUAUCGUGUGGCAAUACCCGACAGUUCCGAAGCACCAUUCGAUAUCCUCCUUCAGAUAGAAGCGCCUGCCUCCGUGGGGUGGGCUGGCAUUGCAUGGGGCGGUCGCAUGACAGGAAAUCCUUUAACAAUCAGCUGGGCCAACGGCGAUGGAGCUGUUGUUUCUUCAAGAUGGGCAACUGGUCAUGUACUUCCCGGUGCUUACCGGGGUGCCUCAUAUGAACUGCUGACUGCCAGCUCGAACUCGAGCCACUGGUCCAUGAGUGUGUUAUGCACUGGGUGCAGCCAAUGGGACGGCGGCGAGCUAGGAUCCACGGGUGCGAACCAGCUCGCCUGGGCUAUGAGCAAUAACGCAGUCAACACUCCUGCCGACAACACCAGCAGUUUCGGAUAUCACUCCGCGAGGAGCACAUUCUCGCUAGACUUUUCAGAUGCCCGCAUACCAACCAAUGACUUUCGGAGAGAUCUCUACGCCGUCUUCCUCAAGCAAUACCACAACUUCUGGGCCGAGCACAACACGCGCGUCCGCAUCAACCACGAUUCGCGGCCCGUUCCCCUUGAAGAGCACAACAACUCCAAAGCCGAGUACUGCGUCGCCGAUGACCACACCGGCGCCCACGGCAUCGGGGCAGUCGACGACUAUCACUCAGGUUGA
Molecule: messenger RNA, 810 nt
Organism: Thyridium curvatum
Lineage: Eukaryota; Fungi; Ascomycota; Sordariomycetes; Thyridiales; Thyridiaceae
Exons: 4
Coding region: 1-810 (269 amino acids)
Source: RefSeq, a predicted model, not a curated record